ACUGCAAGUAGUUCCAAAAAUAUACACACACAGAUAGACACAAACUGCUCACCUCUGCACUGCACCUUCCCCGUUACCAAACAAUUCAUCUCCCCCCACCGUUAUCCUUCACCAUUAUCAUUCUAAAUCCCAAAACGACAAUCAUCUUCCACCCCCCUAUAUCUCCUCCCUUUAUUUUCUUCUAUAAUAUCUCUCCCUGUACUUUCUCUCACAUUAUCAUCUCUCUCUCUCUCUCUCUCUCUCUCCCUCCCCCCUCCCUCUCUCUCUCUCUCUCUCCCACCAAUACACACAACAUUACUUAAACUCACUCAAGCUUCUCUCUCUGUCUCUACAACACAAAUACAAGUUUUGAGUAGCUAGGGUGUGACUUUUAAGUUAUUACACAUUGUGCAAACAUAUAUAUUAAUCUUAUGGAGAGAAAACAAGGGUUUCUUUCUACGUUGAAGCAAAAGGUAGUGAGAGGGCUUUCUCCAGCACGGUCAAGGCCCAAGAAAAAUGUUUCGGACGGGUCGUCGGGUUCGGGUUCCGGUACCCGGACCCGGGUCGAGCAAGUGGCAUUGCCGGAGUUUUUAGGCGAGAGAUCUCGUAAAUCAAGACCGGUGGAGACUUUAGGCCCAUUAAGAGAAGGCCCAGAUGCUGAGAAAGCAAUGGACGGUCGUGAUUCAAAGUGGGGUCAAUGGAUGAGGGCCCCAUUGUCUCGUGCACCGUCGGAUCUGAGGAUGCUUCUGGGUGUGUUGGGUGCGCCGUUGGCUCCGGUGCAUGUUAGCAGCAAUGAGCCUUUUCCUCAUCUUAGUACCAAAGACACUCCCAUUGAAACUUCAUCUGCUCAGUACAUAUUGCAACAGUACAUAGCAGCAUCUGGAGGGCAUAAGUUUCAAAACUGUAUUCACAACGCAUAUGCAACGGGCAAGGUGCAAAUGUUGGCGUUUGAAAGCGAGACAGCUGGGAAGGUCGUAAAGAGCAGGAAUUCCUCUAGAGCUUUAGAGUCUGGUGGGUUUGUUCUGUGGCAGAUGAAUCCAGAUAUGUGGUAUGUCGAGCUUGUGCUUGGUGGUACCAAGAUUCAUGCUGGUUGCAAUGGGAAACUUGUUUGGAGGCACACACCAUGGCUUGGUUCACAUGCUGCAAAAGGCCCUGUUAGACCAUUACGUCGUGCCCUUCAGGGUCUUGACCCACGAACAACUGCAAGCAUGUUCACAGAUGCAAGAUGCAUUGGAGAGAAAAAGAUCAACGGAGAAGAUUGUUUUAUUCUCAAGCUUAGAGCUGAUCCACAGACACUGAGAGCCAGGAGCGAAGGCCCAGCAGAAAUCAUAAGACAUGUCCUGUUUGGUUAUUUCAGCCAGAAAACAGGGCUCCUCAUGCACUUGGAAGACUCUCACUUAACUCGUGUACAAACAAAUGGUGGUGAUGCUGUUUACUGGGAAACUACUAUGAACUCAUUUCUUGACAACUAUAGGCCUGUUGAAGGGAUAAUGAUUGCUCACUCAGGGCGAUCAGUGGUGACCCUUUUCAGAUUUGGAGAAGUAGCAAUGAGUCACACCAAGACGAGGAUGGAAGAAGCAUGGACAAUUGAAGAAGUUGCAUUUAAUGUUCCUGGUUUGUCACUUGACUGUUUUAUCCCACCUGCUGAAAUAAGAUAUAGUACUAGCAGUGAAGCAUGUGAGGUUCCUCCGAAGGGAAGAGCAACAAAGCCUGCUGUUACUAGUGCAGCUCAUCGAGCCAAAGUUGCAGCCAGUAAUAGAUAUGCCAGAAAAUGAUUUGUCAUUUGGCCAUAAACUUUAAAAAAUCUAAGCUAGAUGUAGACUCUUAGCACAAUGUGACCGACAAACUUGGGCAGGAAUGAAAUCAACUCAUACUUGCUGUUGAUUGAGGGUUUUUAGAAUCCUUUAUUAGUCUCUUAGUAUCUGUAGAAUCAUUCGGAAUGUGUUGAGGAGUCUGGUGAUUCUUGUAACACAUAUCUGUAGAUUGAUCCUUGGAAUGAUGCAAUGUUUGUACCUUCCUUUAGUAUGUUACCAUGCAUGAACUUGCUUGCUCGACUAUGGGGUAAAAUUUCUUCACCUGUUA
Molecule: messenger RNA, 2061 nt
Organism: Daucus carota subsp. sativus
Lineage: Eukaryota; Viridiplantae; Streptophyta; Magnoliopsida; Apiales; Apiaceae
Exons: 3
Coding region: 411-1754 (447 amino acids)
Source: RefSeq, a predicted model, not a curated record